Cercopithifilaria johnstoni is the source of this 1209-nucleotide messenger RNA. The record is from the annotation of a GenBank genome assembly. NCBI's taxonomy places the organism in Eukaryota, Metazoa, Nematoda, Chromadorea, Rhabditida, Onchocercidae.
AUGUCAAUCUGUAAUUGGAAUGAAAAUGGCGAAGAAUUACGACUUAUUGGUUCGGAUGAUAUAAAUGAGAACUGUUGCCACCGUCGCGCAGUGAGCAGCGGUGAGCCAUCGUUAGAUGGAUCUGUUGACGAAGAACGUGCCGCGUUGAGUGAUUCUGAUCUUGUCGGUGUUGCACGAAUACAGACUUUGGCAACAAAGGCAAAAGGCCCAUCCAGUGAUGCCCUCGAAACAGAAUGUCGCACGGAGCAAUCACUCUCUAGUGUUCAUUGCUCUGUAUCUAUGGAAGAAUGGAAUGAUAUUUUGGGUAGUGGACAGUUAUUUUGUAAGGUGUUGAAAGUUGGAAAAGGACCAAAAGCCCGAAAUGGUCAAAAGGUGACAGUUAAAGUUGUAGAUACGAGGUUUGGAAUAGAUAAUGUCAGUGAAAAAACAUUUGUUCUCGGUUUUAGCAUGGUUAUAGAUGCAUGGGAAAUGGUACUACAGCUGAUGCAUGAAGGCGAAAUUGACGCUAUAAAAAGUGAGCAUCGUUUUGCAUAUGGUAGCGUAGGUGAUCCAGAACGUAAUAUUCCACCGUAUCAAACGAUGGAAUAUGAAAUUGAACUGGUUUGCAUUACCGAUGGACCACUGUAUACAACGCUGCGGACGAAUGAGCUGGUGAAACAUAUCACUGAAUUAAAAGAAAGGGGCAAUUAUUUCUAUAAUAGAAAGGAAUUGGAAAAAGCAAUAUAUGUUUAUAAGAGAAGUACUGAAUUGAUUGAUAGAUCCCCAGAAGAUGAAACAUUGCGAAAUUUGCUGUCUGUGAUUUACUCCAAUUUGUCUGUUUGUUAUGCAAAGCUUUGCGACUGGAAGUUAACUUUGGAUGCUUCUAGUGAUGCUUUGAAUUUAAAUUCAAGCAAUACGAAGGCAUUGUUCAGGCGAGCAAAUGCCUAUGCAAAUUUGAAUUUCAUCGAAGAAGCAAUCGAUACUUUGAAUAUCGCACAUCAAAUCGACCCCAGCGACGAACUUAUUCUAAAAGAACUGCGCCGUCAGAAAGCGCGUUUGAAGCUGUGUCGUGAACAAGAACGUUCACUGUACAAACGAAUGUUAGCUGGAACACAAAGUGAUAAUGGACGAAUGCAUUUCAUUCGUUGGCUAAGGUAUUCACUGCUUGCAUUCUUUAUUGUUGUAUUUGCCUUAUUCAUUCAUUUUCUUCGCAUUGUUAUGGACUGGUAG